Exophiala viscosa is the source of this 1008-nucleotide messenger RNA. RefSeq lists its product as uncharacterized. The record is from RefSeq and is a predicted model, not a curated record. Lineage: Eukaryota; Fungi; Ascomycota; Eurotiomycetes; Chaetothyriales; Herpotrichiellaceae. Gene Ontology annotation, cellular component: nucleolus; small-subunit processome. Gene Ontology annotation, molecular function: RNA binding. The coding region runs from base 1 to 1008 and encodes 335 amino acids. The transcript is spliced from 2 exons.
AUGCCUUCCACACACAAGAAGGACAAGCCCUGGGAUACUGAUGAUAUAGACAAAUGGAAGGUUGAGGAAUUCAAGCCAGAGCAUAAUGUCGCUGGUACCUUUCUGGAGGAGUCGUCAUUUGCCUGCCUCUUCCCAAAAUACCGAGAAGUCUAUCUGAAACAAGCCUGGCCCAUGAUCACCAAAGCCUUGGAAAAGAGAGGAGUUGCCUGCACGCUGGACUUGGUGGAAGGGAGGAUGGAGGUUCGGACGACGCGUAAAACGUUUGACCCUGCCGCAAUUCUGGCUGCAAGAGACCUUAUCAAGUUGCUGGCUCGAAGCGUACCCGCACCGCAGGCCAUCAAAAUUCUCGAAGACGAUAUUGCCUGCGAUGUCAUCAAGAUUCGAAAUCUGGUGAGAAACAAGGAGAGAUUUGUCAAACGCCGGCAACGUCUGCUGGGUCCGAACGGCUCAACACUGAAAGCAUUGGAACUCCUCACAAACACUUACAUCCUGGUGCAAGGCAACACCGUCAGCGCCAUGGGCAAUUACAAAGGACUAAAAGAGGUGCGAAGAGUGGUUGAAGACUGUAUGGACAACAUACAUCCGAUAUACCAUGUCAAAGAACUCAUGAUCAAAAGAGAGCUGGCCAAAGAUCCGACCUUGAAGAAUGAGAGUUGGGAAAGAUUCCUUCCACAAUUCAAGAAGAAAACUUUGAGCAAGAGGCGCACGCCAUUCAAGGUGACAGAUAAGUCCAGCAAGGUGUACACGCCCUUCCCACCUCCACAAGAAAAGAGCAAGAUCGAUCUCCAGAUUGAAAGUGGUGAAUAUUUCCUCGCAAAGCAGGCCAAGAAGAGAUCCGAGGAACAAGAAAGACUACAGCGACAGAGAGAGAAGAAGGAAGAAAGACAGCAUCAGCGUGAAGAGGCCUUCGUCCCGCCAAAAGAGGAUGCCGCCGAGAAGCCCAAGAAGAGAAAGUUGACUUCGGAUGGAGAGGUCCGAAAGUCGAAAAAGUCCAAGACUGUGGCUUGA